Molecule: messenger RNA, 4706 nt
Organism: Cydia fagiglandana
Lineage: Eukaryota; Metazoa; Arthropoda; Insecta; Lepidoptera; Tortricidae
Gene: Ctns
Product: cystinosin homolog
Exons: 9
Coding region: 169-1428 (419 amino acids)
Biological process (GO): L-cystine transport
Cellular component (GO): lysosomal membrane
Molecular function (GO): L-cystine transmembrane transporter activity
Source: RefSeq, a predicted model, not a curated record
UGACUGUUAUCAUUCGACGGAGCGACGUAGCCGCAAACGCACGCGGCGCGAAUAAAAAAAUCAUUCGAUUUUUAAAUCGCUUCGUUCAGUUGCAUAUUUAAUCAAGUUGGAUUGAGUUGUGUUAGUGAAUUUUUUGAAUUAAGAACAAAUACUUAGAAAGCAGUAAAAAUGGCGCGCGGUAGUGUGUUCGGAUGUGCAUCUUCUAGUCAUAGCGUAAUGUUUGUUAAAGUUGCUAUUGCAGUAUUGUUCUUAGGAUUACCAUGUGCACAAUCGCAAGUAGAAAAAAUGUAUGUCGACGUCACAGAAGUCAACCUCUUGGUGGACGAGACGCGACUCUUCAAAUUGAUUCAAAUCGGCGAAUACAACGAAACCAUAGACGUGACAAUACAAGCCCAGCACUCAGACAUCGUCCAGUUCUCACCGUCUCACGUCUUGAUACCAGGCGUGGAGAGUCCUAAUACCACAGUCGAGAUAUCAUAUGAUAUCAGCGCGCAUGGGAAGAGUCCGGGGCAUUCCGAUGUUUCAUUCAACGUCACGCCGAGUGGCAUCGUCAAUAUGGACACAGUAUUCAUCCUCGUGACCGUAAUGCACUCCAACGCCAUCUACAUAAUCUCGUACAUCAUGGGCUGGGUGUACUUCGCGGCGUGGUCGGUGUCUUUCUACCCGCAGAUCUACACCAACUUUAAAAGGAAAAGCGUCGUGGGCCUCAACUUCGAUUUCCUCGCGCUCAAUCUCAUGGGCUUCACCAUGUAUUCGCUGUUCAAUUGCGGCCUAUAUUUCUCUAGCGAAAUACAAGCAGAAUACUUCGCUCGACACCCGAAGAGUUUGAAUCCAGUGCAGCUGAAUGACGUCUUCUUCUCCCUCCACGCUGUAUUCGCUACCCUCAUUACGAUAAUUCAGUGCUUCCUAUAUGAGCGCGAGGAGCAACGUGUUUCGCUGGCGGGUCGCGGGAUCCUAGGCGUCUUUGGUCUCGUAGUGAUAGUGACGGCCAUCUUGGGUGGCGUCGGCACCGUGGCGUGGCUCGACUUCCUAUACUACUGCAGCUACAUCAAACUUGCCAUCACGCUUAUCAAAUAUGUUCCUCAGGCGUACAUGAACUACAAGCGGAAAUCCACUGUCGGUUGGAGCAUCGGCAACAUCUUCCUCGACUUCACCGGCGGGUUCCUCUCCAUCUUCCAGAUGGUCCUGAACGCGUACAACUACAACGACUGGAUCUCCUUCUUCGGCGACGCCACCAAGUUCGGCCUCGGCCUGUUCUCGCUCGUGUUCGAUGUCUUCUUCAUUCUGCAACACUAUGUGUUCUACAGGGACGCGCGUUACAUCCUUCUUCCCGGGACUUCAAACGAAGACCAAGAAAAUGCGGACAGCCCGUCGGACCACGAGUACUCGCAGGCCGAAUCCUACCAGGGUGCCCCGACCGACGCAUAAUGAACGUUAUUGCAACACUAUUAGAACUCAAUUUCAUUUGAAUGGUGAUUAGUAGAUGAUUCAUGAAAAAACUUUACACCAAUUAAUAUGAUUGUAAGUGCAGAAAACUCUAUGUAGGUAUAGUCACCAUCAGAUAUAUCGGAGCGGCCAAGGUGUUCACAAUAUCUGAACACGCGCUCUAACGUCUUGACAAUAGAGGCGUGUUCAGAUAUUUGUGAGCGCCUUGGCCGCUCCGAUACAUCUGAUGGCGACUGUACCUAAUAAAUAGUGUGUGUAUCUAAUCAUGAUGGUACAUAACGGCUUAAGUACUUGUUUUAUGUGGAUAUAAAUAAGAUUAUAAACAAAGUGAGUGCGGUGAAAAACAAAACAGUUUUGUAUCAGACCUAAGUGCAAUAAAAGUAUUAAGAUAGUAUUCAAGUGGUCGAGAUGAAAAGUGCAAUUGACAAGAAAAGAAUUGUUAUCAGACAUCAGUGAUAGUGGAUGUGACGACAGAGCUCGUGACAAAGGACAAAUAAAAAAAGAAGACUGAAGAUUACAGCUUGGAGGGCUUAAGUUUUGCUUACUCUAGGUAAAGUCGCCAUCAGAUACAUCGGAGCGGCCAAGGUGCACACAAAUAUCUGAACACGCCUCUAUUGUCAACUCUAGAGUUUUUGUUAAGAUAUUUUUGAGCUCCUCGACCUGUGCCAAAAUACCAACCAUUACGCGCUUCUUCAUACAAACGCAGUCCCGAUUUUCUUUCCUGGAUAUUAACUUUAUGGACAAUAUUUUUAUUUUACACAUUUUAUUAUAUAGGCACUCGUCUUUACCAUAACUAAGGGGCAUAGUUCGACUUUAUUCGAGUUCUUCAUUAGAUAUUAUAAAAGUUUUAUGAGCGAAAAACCAAUUUCAUACAUUUUAGUAAAUCUAUUUUCUAAUAUAGAGAGGAAAACGGAGGCUCUGAGGGCCUACCGCGAACCACGUUCGACGUAUUGCCUCCUUGUCACACUUACGUAUCAAUUUCCAAGUGCGACAGAGAGGCAGCACGUCGGACGUGGUUCGCGGUAGGCCCUGUGUUUAUAUGGACGUCGGUGACGUGAAUAUAUCCCAUAUGCUCGUCGUCUCUCCCUCUCUCUCUGUCGCUCAAAUAUGCAAUAGCGAGAGUAUCCACAAGUGCACCUCUUAAAUGCUCAGCGUCACCAUACAGACAUUCAAUGUGCAUUUUGUUACACAAGUAAAUGAUGUAAAUAACUCGACACUUUAUAUGAUUAGUUUAAAAAAUUUAAUUGGAUUGUGUGUAUAUCAAAAAGAAUAGAUAGUAUCCUGUCUGAUAGGGGUCCUGUCAUAGUAAAUUUUGUAGUCACAGUGAAUUUACUGCCAUUUAUCGACACACGACUAAAACUCAAAACGAAAACGUAUAAAAUUAUCAAAAAAAUGUAUGUAUAUGGAUAAAUGAUUUUAUUAUUUUUAUAUCAUUUUGAUCCAUGUUCACUCACUGAUAUCCAUGUGUUAAAAUUGUUAAAUAUGAAACGGUGUCGUCACGCCAUCUAGCCGAGCAUAGGCUAAAGGUGUGUGCGGCAUCUAUCCGAAAAUGACUUUUUCUUGAUUUCCGAGGCACGUUUUUUCCUUAGACUUUAUUCAUCUUAUACGAAGUUACAUAUGUCUUUGGUGUAUAUCAAACAGAAUCGUUUUAAGUAGGUGGGUAUAAGGCGUCCAAUUAUUGGAAGGUGGCCAGUAAUAGACGAUUUAUCCUACAUCUGACCUAUUUAUUUUCUGCAUCAUGUAAGAACCAAAAUGGUUGGUAUUUUGAUACCAUAAUUCUGCCCUGCUAAGCCAAUUAGCGGUAUCUCAAAUAAAAAUUUAAUGCAAACAUAUACCUUACAUUCUUUACCUGAAAAUUCAAUUUUCAACUUCAUUUGUUUUUGAGAUGCCGCUAUUCGGCUUAAGAGGGCAGAAUUAAUGUAACAAUGUCUCAGUAGGUAUACAUAAACUAAGAUUUUUAGCUAGCACAUUGUAAUGUUUGUAACAAAAAGGGUAAAUUUAAUAAAGUACGUAUUACUUAGCAUAAUUUUAACUUAGAAUGAAUUGUAAAUCAAAACGAAAAAUUUAAUUUAAUUGGGUUUUUUACACACUUUUAUUUUAUUCACAUGCACAUAUCUCGCUGAUCUUACAGACUGUAAGUUACAGUGUGCUUGUAGACCCAUUUUUGGGUGUUUUUGGGUGUAUGCCCAUUGUCGAUUUGUCUCCGCCCCACGGGCCUAUUGCACAAAUGGGAAUACACCCUCAAAUAAAGGGAGCGCCUUUAUUUUACAUAAAGUGUUAUGUCAUAAUGUAUUUUUUGUCAUAUUAUCAUUAGUCAUAAAACUGAAACCGUUAACUUUUCAGGAUUUCCCUAAGGUUAUCCUAUCCUCAUGCCGCCCACCAUACAAAAUUAUAGCUAAGGAAAUUAAUCUUUUUGAAUUGGGUUGAAUUUCAUUUGUUCGAAAUUUUUACGAGAUAAAUGAAACGCUGCCUAAUUUGUUUUUUAUUAAGAUUGACAUUCCAUCGAAACUGAGUGUACAUCCUAAUGUACAUUGGGCGGCACGAGGCUAUAGAUUAGGUUAGGUUAGGUUUAUUUAACGCUGCCUAAUUUGUUUUUUAUUAAGGUUGACAUUCCAUCGAAACUGAGUGUACAUCCUAAUGUACAUUGGGCGGCACGAGGCUAUAGAUUAGGUUAGGUUAGGUUUAUUUAAUGGCAAUCCUGAAAAGUUACGCGUUUCUGAACCAAACCAAUUAUAAGUAACGAAAAUGCGGACUAACAAUACAUUAUGACUUAAAACGUUAGGGAAACAAUAGAGACCCGGGAAUACACCAUUUACCUACAUAAUGCAAGCUCUACAAUUACUCGGAGGUCGUGCGCAGACUGUAGAUACAAUAUAUGUAUAAUGUAAAAUGAUAUACCGGGUGUGGCCUGUAACGUGAGCAAAAAAUUUUACUGUAGGCUGUACUCCUCAUACUGAUCAACAUUUGUUCAGCGACUUUUAAAAAUAACUUGUGUUUUGAUUUUUAAUACACUUUAAAGGUUAUUCAAAGACGCAAUGUAUUGCGAAUUUUGUUAUAUUUAAGGCUUGACAAGCAACGUCAAUCACAAUGAUAUGGCGUGGCGAUGGCGUCUAUUGAAGAUAAUAUUUAUUUUGUAUGAAAAAUAGGGAGUCUAAAUAAUUCAUAAUUUUUAAAAGUUGUUGAACAAAAGUGUCACCGUUUGAGGAGUACAAUCUAUGUUUUAAUUAUUUGGUCAUGUUACAGGCCACACCCGGUAUGCA